Messenger RNA from Papaver somniferum (opium poppy), 699 nucleotides. RefSeq lists its product as uncharacterized. The transcript is spliced from 4 exons. Lineage: Eukaryota; Viridiplantae; Streptophyta; Magnoliopsida; Ranunculales; Papaveraceae. The record is from RefSeq and is a predicted model, not a curated record. Bases 1 to 699 code for a protein of 232 amino acids.
AUGUUUAUCUGUUUUGAAGCUUGUAGUCGUGGAUUCAACUUCUGUCGUCCUGUAUUAUUCGUUGAUGCGGCCCACUUGAAAAGCAAGUACCUUGGUCAUAUGAUGGCAGGAACAAGUCUAACCGGAAAUGAUGAAAUCUACCCUCUUGCUUAUGGUGUGGUAUCAUCGGAGAAUGAAGCCAACUGGAAAUGGUUUUUGGAAAAUUUGAAGAAAGUCCUUUCUCCUUUGCGACCAAAGCUUACUUUUGUGAGUGAUCGAGGUAUUGGAUUGGUAACUCAAAUUCCUGUUGUAUUUUCUGAGGCUUUUCAUGGACUGUUUAAGAAAUGUGCGUAUGCUUCUACUCAUAAAGAAUUUACAGAGAAUUGGGAUAAGUUGAGGGAAGUUGAAAAUCAGAAGUUACAAGACUAUCUAAGUAGAGCUCCUGUUGAUAAAUGGGAAAGUUUUUUCUUCAAGGGUCGACGAUAUGGUAGGUUGUGUUCAAAUAUUUCUGAGAGUUUCAAUGGUUCGGUCGUUGAAAAGAGAGAGAAGUCUAUAGCCGUCAUGGUUGAUGAGUUCAGGGUGAAGCUAAUGGACCAAAUGUGUAAACGUCGCGAGGACUCUGCAAACUUAAUGAAUUUGCGUCAAACUCUAUGUCCAGAAUAUGAAGAUCUGCUCCACGACAACAAGAUGCAUGGAUCUUCAAAAUGUAGAACUCAAUGA